Oppiella nova is the source of this 2225-nucleotide messenger RNA. NCBI's taxonomy places the organism in Eukaryota, Metazoa, Arthropoda, Arachnida, Sarcoptiformes, Oppiidae. The record is from the annotation of a GenBank genome assembly.
CAUGUGUUUGUAUGGAGUGUUGGAUGUGUUGUACGGAAAACACACAAAACAUGCAAAACAUUGCAUAAGACGUUGAGUGCAUUGAAUGCGAGCCUUAAUUACAUAACAAUUAAUGAAUUAAUAAAUCAAACGAUUAGUGGACAACACGUGCGGACACAGACACAGACAAUGUCGCGACAAAAGGUGGACACGAGUGUCAAACAGGAGGACGUCAUACAAGCGGUGAUCAUCGCCGACAGCUUCACCGCCCGAUUCGCACCCAUCACUCACUUCAAGCCACGGGUUCUGCUACCAUUAGUGAAUCGACCGCUUCUUGAGUACACUCUCGAGUUCUUGAGUAACGCCGGAAUAGACGAGACAUUUAUUUUUAGUUGUUCCCAUUGGCAGCAAAUCAAACAAUUCGUGAGCGAAUCCCAAUUCAGUUCAGACAACAGCUCGAUGUCUGUGAAGGUCUUCGCCGCCGAGUCCUUCCAGUCGAUGGGCGACGCGUUACGCGAAUUGGACGCAAAGGCUGUCAUUAAAUCCGAUUUCAUUCUAAUUAAUGGCGAUUCUGUGGGUAAUCUGCCGCUGAAGGAGAUCAGAGCUCAGCACAAAAACAAUCGGUUGAAAGACAAGGGAUGUGUUAUGACGACUGUCUUCAGGCGCGCCAAACCUCACCAUAGGAUCAGAUCCAUGGAAGACGAGUUCGUCACUCUUGUCGACUCAGACACGCAAAAGAUCUUACAUUUCGAGAGAGUUUUGAAUAAUAGGAGACUUCAGAUACCAUUGUGUAAAUUUCAAGACAAUCCAAGCGUUGACAUCCACCACGACCUCCAAGACACUCAUAUCAGCAUCUGUUCCAUCAAUGUUCCGCCACUUUUUACCGAUAAUUUCGAUUACGAGACCAGAGAUCACUUCAUCGAUGCACCGGUACUAAUCUCUGCGUGUUAUUUGGAUCAGUUAUUAGGGAAUUCAAUAUACGCACACGUGGUGGACACGGGCUACUGUGCCCGAGUGAACAACAUUACCAGUUAUGACCGCAUCAGUAAAGACAUAUUACAGCGCUUUACACACCCGACUGUCCCUGAGAUGCAGAUCAUGUGCUCCUAUCAAAGGCAUAACAUUUAUAAGAAAAAUGGUGUUCAUCUGGAAGUAGACACAAAGAUUAAGGAGAACGUGGCCAUCGGAACCGAUACAUCGUUUGGCAGCAAAUCGUAUAUCACGAACAGCACCGUUGGGUCCAACUGUCGGAUCGGCAAAAAUGUUAGGAUAGAAGACAGUUAUAUAUGGGAUAAUGUGGUCAUUGAAGACAAUUGUGUACUCAAUCAGUGCAUUAUUGCAGACAACGUGCACUUAAAGCCAAAUGUGACCAUAAGUGGCGGUUCCCUUAUAUCAUAUAACGUGGUGUUGGGACCAAAUGUUUCGCUCAAGAAGUUUGUUCACAUUAUUUACGACCCGAACGAACAAAACGAUAAUUUCGACACAAGUGUUGUCGGAAAGGAAGGCAAAGGAGUUGUUUAUGUGGAGGACAGAGACGACGACUCCGAGGAGGAGGAGGACGUCAUCCAAGAGAUAUGGGGUGAGAGUGAGGAUGAGAACGAUGAGGACGACGACAAGUUGACCACAAGUACCACAUUCUCGGAUAACUCGUCAGAUGAGGACCGCAUCGACAACGAUAUGAUCGACGAUACAAGAGUGUUUUACGACGAAGUGGUCGACAGUUUACAGCGGGGUAUAAAAGAGAGGGUCGUCUGCGAUAACCUCAUACUCGAGAUAAACUCAUCGAAACAUGCCUAUAAUGUCCCGAUGAAGGACUUGAAUUUCUUGGUGAUUAAAGCCAUACUUGAUUUGCCUAACAGUGCUGUUAAUCCCAGCGCAUACUUCGCGCAAUUAAAGCCUUCUUUAGACCAUUUGUUGCCUUUAAUCAGAAAUUAUAUUAAAAGCAAAGAAUCGCAAAAUGAUUGCAUCGAAGCCAUAGAGGAUUACUGUCUGAAGGAUUGCCAGCGAAUCACUCCAAUAAUGUUUGUGAAACUCAUUAACUAUUUGUACGACAAUGAAGUGCUCAGAGAGGAUGUUAUCCUCGAGUGGCACACAAAUGCCAAACCGUUGCCUGAGUUAGAUCUCGAGGAACAGGAGUCGUUGAGGUCUCACAAAGCCAUUCAGGGAUUCAUUCAAUGGCUGACCGAAGCUGAAGAGGAGUCGUCCAGUGAUGAUGAAGAAUGAGCUUUGUUUGACUAUUGGGUCGC